AUGAGAACUGUACCAGUGUCCAAGGCGAUUCCGGGGAGGAGACAGCCCCCGAUGCUGCUAGGGCUAAGGUCAUCAACGCCGUUCAUUGUGGCGACAAUCUGGAUGUCCACCUUCACGGACUUCCUUCUCUAUGCAAUGGUAAAUUUCGAGACCUAUCCCGUCACUAGUGAUCCGGACAAGCCUAACGACCUUCAGAUUGUCCCCGUCAUGCCAACAGCACUAGUAACUCGCGCUGGAGUCGAGUACAAAGACCGAGAAUACUGGGUCAGCGUCCUCUUAAUGUGUGAAGCCGGCACAGCGCUCCUCCUCUGCCCCGUCUUCGGCUACCUAAUCGACAGCGCACGCACACGCCGACUCCCCUUCCUCGGCGCGCUAAUCCUACUGGCAGGCUGCAUGGGUGUACUACAUGUAUCCCGUUCGCUAGCCAUGUUCGUAGCGGGUCGCCUGCUCCAAGGCUGCGCCGGAGCGCUGGUCGUGGUCGCUGCCUUCGCACUGAUUAAUGACUCCGUGCCACAGGAGAACCUCGGUCAGACGAUUGGGUAUCUUGGGUCAGCUAUUGCGUCGGGCUUUCUCUUAGGCCCCUUCCUGGGUGGGCUGGUGUAUCAUGCUGGUGGGUAUGAUGCAGUGUUCUGGGUGGCAUAUGGGAUUAUUGCAGUGGAUUUUGGGAUGCGGGUUGCUAUGAUUGAGAAUGGGAGUGCGGAGAGGUGGGAAAGUAGCAGUGCUAAUAAUGGAGGUGGAGGACUGCAGGCAGAGGUGGUGGUGCGUCCUGAUCGGUUGGAAGAACUACCGAGGAGUCGAGUCUUUGUCUUGCUGCGUAUGCUCACGCAGCGCCGAGUGCUGGUUUCCUCGUGGGCGCUCCUGGUGCAUGGGAUAUUGCUGUCUGCUUUUGACGCAACACUGGCCAUCUUCGUCGAAUCGCGCUACGAAUGGUCCGCCUUUGGAAUGGGCCUGAUCUUCCUCCCCAUGGCGAUUCCCGCUUUCUUCGAGCCGUUUUUCGGCUACUUCACAGACCGCUGCGGCGCCCGCUUCGUGGCCUUCACCUGCUUCUUCCUCCUCUCCCCAUCCCUGAUCAGCCUCCGCUUCGUCGAACCCAAUGAUCCGCCGCAUAUCGCCCUGCUAGUCAUUCUCCUCUUCCUGAUCGGGGUAUUUAUCCACGCCUGCGCCCCAGCCAUGUACGUCGAGACGCAGCUCGCACUGUCCGAAAUGGAGCGCGCGCGCCACGGUUCCUUGGGAUCCAAGGACACGGUCGCACAGGGAUUCGGAGUGCAGAGUAUGUGCCAGUUCGCGGGCAUGUUCCUGGGGCCGCUGUGGGGAGGGUUUGUGGAGUAUCGAUUUGGCUGGGGCGCUAUGUCCGGGACGUUGGGAGUGUUGGCGGCGCUGACGGCUAUGCCGAUGCUGUGGUUGGGCGAGGGGAUCGAGUGGGACGAAGAAGAGGAGGGUGAACACCAGGCGCUGCUACAUCAGUGA
Messenger RNA from Penicillium lagena, 1467 nucleotides. Its product is annotated as MFS transporter. The record is from RefSeq and is a predicted model, not a curated record. Gene Ontology annotation, biological process: transmembrane transport. Gene Ontology annotation, molecular function: transmembrane transporter activity. NCBI's taxonomy places the organism in Eukaryota, Fungi, Ascomycota, Eurotiomycetes, Eurotiales, Aspergillaceae. The transcript is spliced from 5 exons. The coding region runs from base 1 to 1467 and encodes 488 amino acids.